Molecule: messenger RNA, 543 nt
Organism: Lasiosphaeria miniovina
Lineage: Eukaryota; Fungi; Ascomycota; Sordariomycetes; Sordariales; Lasiosphaeriaceae
Product: DASH complex subunit Spc19
Exons: 2
Coding region: 1-543 (180 amino acids)
Biological process (GO): attachment of spindle microtubules to kinetochore
Cellular component (GO): DASH complex; spindle microtubule
Source: RefSeq, a predicted model, not a curated record
AUGACAUCAACACAUGGCGGCACGGCGUCAACAUACGGCGACUGCGUGACGUCGCUGCGCACAUCUCUGUCCUUUCUCGAGUCGUCGGUCGCGACGCUGGGCAACGGGGUGCAGGACUUUCCGCGGCUGAGCGGCGUUCUCAAGACGGUGCGGCACUACGAACUGAUCCCGCAACCGACGCUCGCGGCCGCCGAAGCCUCGCUGCGCGACGAGAUCGGCCCGUUCGUGGCGCUGUUGCUGGACCGCGCCGACAAGCAGCUGGAGCGGCAGGCGCGCCGGAUCGAGACGCUGAAGGCUCGGACCGACCUGAACGCGGGGCGGCUGUCGCACUACCGGCCGGGCGGCGACGGCGUUGGUGACGCCGACGGCUCGCGAGCCCGGCAGACCAACAAAGGCAAAGGCAAGCCUCUCGACGGCGGGGCGGCCCUGCGCGCCAAGGUCGUGCGGCAGCGCCGCGAGGCGCUCAAGUACAGCGUGGAGCGGCUGGAGCUGGAGGUGCUGCAGAAGGAGCGGGAGCUGCGGCAGCAGCUGGAGAAGGCGUGA